Molecule: messenger RNA, 1492 nt
Organism: Salvelinus sp. IW2-2015
Lineage: Eukaryota; Metazoa; Chordata; Actinopteri; Salmoniformes; Salmonidae
Product: glutamate receptor-interacting protein 2-like
Biological process (GO): neurotransmitter receptor transport, endosome to postsynaptic membrane
Molecular function (GO): protein binding
Source: RefSeq, a predicted model, not a curated record
ACAGUGUUUUGGUUGGAAUUACAGAAAUUAACAUGUUUAGAUGCCCUUGUCAAUCAUCCACAUUCAUGCUGCAAUUCUGAAAUGCUAUGUUUUGGCAUGAAUAAAUAGCCAGUGUCUACCGCCAGCCACCUGGGGUGAAAGUUUCCAUUGCGUUCUGGCAGGCUGUGCCAUCUCUGCAGCAUUUAGCKCCUAUCCAUCUGUUCAUGUAAAAUACUCUGUCAGUGAUGAAAAUCACAAACAAUAUAACAUGCAUUACAUUUACAUUACCUUACCUGAAAUGAAUAACAAUGGACAGCAUCUUCAUGUUUUUGUUUGCAUGCAGUUUUAAUUUCACAUUGUGUGUGUGUGUGUGUUACGAGAGAAGCAGACACUGGUGGGUUUAUAAAUAUGCAUAGAUCUACGAAUAUGUAUAUCUGAUCUUUCGUAGGAUCAGUUUUUCUUUUCCUAUUCUCCAUCUCAUUUGUAGGCUUAUUCAGACACACCUGAGGAUGUUGGAUCUCCUCCAGUUAGGGUGGGGAUUGUGAWGAGACCGCAGGACAGAGCUAGAAGCAACCGUUUGAGUAAAGAGAGCGAUCGAAAGGAGAAAGCGAGAUUUUUUUUUUAAACUUUCAGUGACUAGAGAGUGAAUAUGGCAGACAGAGUAAUAUGUGGAAAGGGACGCAUGGCCAACCCAAAGCUCAUCACCCUGGCCUUCUCUCAGACAGAGUCCAUGAGGAAAGGAGGGGGAAAGAGGAGGAUGUUCUCCUUUUCACUCCGUUGUCGGCUCGGGAUCAUCAGAGGGAGGACCAAAGACGAUGGGCCAUACUCUAAGGGCAGCAAGGACUCUGGAGGAACCGACCAUGCCCUUACCUCCAGGAGACGCAGUAUUAAUAAAGAGGAAUACUGGGGCAUGACCACGUUGGACCUGAUAAAAAGGGAGGGCAGCAGCCUGGGCCUCACCAUCUCCGGGGGGUCCGAUAAGGACGGCAAGCCCAGAGUGUCAAACCUGCGGCCAGGUGGGCUAGCUGCCAGGAGUGACCAGCUGAAUGUGGGAGACUACAUCAAGUCCGUGAACGGCAUCAACCUGUCCAAGCUCCGCCACGAUGAGAUCAUCAGCCUGCUGAAGAACAUAGGAGAGCGUGUGUUUCUGGAAGUGGAUUACGAACUACCUCCUUUUGUCCAGAACACUCCCACAAGUGUUAUAGUUAAGACUAUAGAGGUGUGCCUAUACAAGGAGGGCAACAGCUUUGGAUUCGUCAUGAGAGGAGGGUUCCAUGAAGACUGGCACAGGUCUCGUCCUCUGGUAGUGACCUACGUACGGCCCGGGGGUCCAGCUGAUAGGAGGGCACACUGAAGGCUGGUGACCGUGUGCUGAGCAUAGGCGGGAUGCCCUUAACCGAGAGAAGCAUGCUGACGCUCUGACUAUGCUGAUGCAGUGUAGCCAGGAAGCCCUGUUCCUGAUUGAGUAUGAUGUCUCCCUCAUGGAGUCAGUGCAGCAGGCCUCUGGCCCCCU